Molecule: messenger RNA, 969 nt
Organism: Colletotrichum higginsianum IMI 349063
Lineage: Eukaryota; Fungi; Ascomycota; Sordariomycetes; Glomerellales; Glomerellaceae
Exons: 2
Coding region: 1-969 (322 amino acids)
Source: RefSeq, a predicted model, not a curated record
AUGGGCGCGCCAAAUCCCUUCAUCACAAACGGGACAUGCUUUCGCGGCCCCGGCGAAGAGGUGAAGGAGUGGUUUCCCUGCGGCAACGCCGUCUUCGGGGACAAGACGUGCUGCCAGGGCGGCGAUAUGUGCCUGUCGAGCCGAGCCUGCUACAACGGCCGGUUCGGCAUCACGUAUCUCGCGGGCUGCAGCGACCCCGAGUAUCGCCAUCCGAGCUGCCCUGACAAAGGCACAUUCAAUGAUCAACCAUGGGCCGGCCUGGUCUACUGCAACGGCACUUCGGAACAAUGGGUUGCUUGCGAGCAAGCGGCACGACCGACGACACUCACAUCGGCAGACGCGUGCUGGUGUCCUCAGACAUCGCGCACCGUCGCAUUCACCGACUCUUCGAUACUCCAAAACGUCGUGCAGCUGCCGACAGCGGCGGGGGGCAGCGUCAUAUGGCAGCCCGGCUACGUCCCGGUCUUUACGCAGCCGGACGCGAUACCCACACAGACCGAUGCCCCGACGGACAUCUUGCAAACGACGACGGUGCCCACGGCCCUAUCGACGUCACUGCCGCAGCCGAGCGAGACGGGGACAUCGUCAGAAGGCGGAGGGGAGAGCUUAACGGCAGGCACAACGAUUGGGAUCGUACUCGGGGCCGCCGGCGGCAGCGUGUUCCUGAUCGGGGUGCUGAUAUACCUGUACUUCGCCCGGAGGAGGUACCGGGAGAAGAUGAUAUACGAGCGGGGACUCGCCGAGAUCCGCGGGACGGGCCCGGGCCACGAGGAAUCGAAGACGGACUCGCGCAAGUCAAGCGCGUAUCGGGGUCCGGCCGGCGAGAUGGAGCCGAACCUGACGCGGCCGAGGUCGGAGCUGGACAGCAACCCGGUCUCGAUGUAUGGCCAUGGCUAUGACUAUGGUCACAGCAGUAUUCAGGGGAACGGGUCGAGGCCGCCGGGUCCCAUUGCCGAGUUGCCGGGAUAG